Messenger RNA from Alternaria postmessia, 1347 nucleotides. RefSeq lists its product as uncharacterized. The record is from RefSeq and is a predicted model, not a curated record. The transcript has a single exon. Bases 1 to 1347 code for a protein of 448 amino acids. Lineage: Eukaryota; Fungi; Ascomycota; Dothideomycetes; Pleosporales; Pleosporaceae.
AUGGUGAAUGCCAAAUAUGUCGCCUUUACAGUCAACAAGCAGACUCCAUUCCUGCAGACACCGGAUCAAGCCUACGCAACCGUGAUCAACUGUCGGCGCCCCGGCGGGAAGCGUGCGGGGCUGGCGCAAGAGGUACGGUCUCACAAUGUGCCCUUGGCAAUGGUCGAAGGCAGUUUGAAGCGCAAGCGGGGCGACGAGGGCAGAAAGGACUCUGAGCAGGCGGCAAACCCUGCUGUCUACUCGGGAAACGAUGCGACGACUCCACUCGUUGCGGCACCGGCCCGCCAGCUGCUAAAUCAACAGUGGCAGCAGCGCAAGCCGACGAGAUUACGGAGGGGCAAGAUCUUGUCCAAAGGCGUCGACUUGGACUGUUGGUUCAUCAUACUUUCGUAUUCGGACCCUGCGCAGCUGCUGGAGAUGCGUAGCAAGAUUGCCUCAUGCUAUCGGUUUUUGCGGGAUAACCCCAUGCUCUGGAAGCAUAGCAGGGAUUACUACUACGGAAACGACAUGCCGGACCCACCUCCAGGUCUCACCGAGUUCCAGUUCGCCCAUCUGCGUCAUGGGCAUGGCUGUAUGGACUGCGGUGCGCCAAACACUCGCAAGACGUUCUGGGCCUUUCUGCGUCGCAUGUGCAAAGACUGUCUCAACAACCAGGUUGUCAAGGAAUACGAUGCAAUUGCCCAGCUGCGGGGCCUAAACGGCGAAGACGUUUCUUACAUCCGUGCUGCUCUGCCCAGUGGCAUCUUCGAUUCUUGGGGCAACUUUGUCGGCGUGGGGCCCGCGAGUACGCAUGCGUUGAAGACCAUCUACCUGCGGUCAGAUGUACAGAAGCUCGUUGCCGAGUUCCACAGGGAGUCAAGAGAGAAGACUCCCAACACAGAAGAGACUGCCGCAUGGUGGACUGAAUGGCUGGCUGCAAAGGCCAAGCAGGUAGAAGAGCGCCAGAUGUUUGCAAAGAAAAUGGAGCAAUGGGAAGAGAUGCAGCGAACAGCUAGGACCUCCGACUAUAACGCAAAGAAGUCACGGCGCAAGAACUUUUUCAAAGAAAAGGCGUUGCAACUGACUCCGCCCAUCAGCGUCAAAGAGCUAGAAGCCUGCCCGGCCUACAAGCGUGCCAUCACCAUUCCUAAAGAUCCCAAUAACACGUCCUGGGAUCUCCUCAAGCCCAAAAUCGUCAAGGAAGCAGCCGAGAACGCAGCCAAGAGGAAUAUGGAAGAGUCGCGACCACCAACAGCAUCCAACUCUGGCAUUUCCACACCUACCAGCAGCCUAGACGGUUACCCACACCCGCAUCCCUAUCUCGGUAUGAUCAUGGGUAUGCCUCCGCACAACGGCCAUCUGUAUUGA